AUGACACAUGAGUUAAUUAGAGGGUACAAUAGGAAGCAUAUUUCUCCUAGAUGUACCAUCCAGAUUGACUUACAAAAAGCCUAUGAUACAGUCUGUUGGGAUGCCCUGGAAACUAUCAUGAUAGAAUUGAGCUUUCCAAAUCAGUUCAUUGACUGGAUUAUGCUAGCAGUCAAAACAGUCUCCUACAGGUAUUUGAUUAAUGGUCAAGUAAGUGGUAUCCUGAAAGCUAAGAGGGGUCUGAGGCAGGGUGACCCUGUGUCACCUCUUUUAUUUGUUCUGGUCAUGGAAUACCUUCACAGGUGUAUGAUGGAACUUAAGGAGAAUAGGGACUUUAAAUAUCAUCCCAGAUGUGCAAAAUUGAAUAUCACCAACAUAUGUUUUGCUGAUGAUCUUAUGUUGUUUGCCAGGGGAGAUGUUCUUUCAGUGCAAACCAUGAUGGCAGUGUUUCAUAGCUUCUCUGAGGAAACUGGUUUAAAGGCUAAUCCAGAUAAAUGUAAGGUGUUUUUUGGAGGGACUGGAUAUGAGGAACAGCAAGCUAUUAAAGAAUCCACUGGCUGUAUUGAGGGCAAACUGCCUAUACGGUACCUGGGUGUACCUCUCACUAGUAGGAAACUAUCAGUUAUACAAUGCCAACCACUUAUCGACAAGAUGAUUGCAAGGAUUCAGCACUGGUCUGUGAAGUUUUUGAGUUAUGCUGGUAGACAACAACUUGUUCAAAGUGUCCUGAUUUCGAUUACCAAUUACUGGAUGAGUGUAUUUCCCCUACCUAAGAAAGUAAUUCAGAAGAUUGAGGCUUUAUGUCGGAAUUUUCUUUGGUCUGCCAAAACGGAUGGGAGGAAAGCAUUGGUGUCUUGGGAAAAUACCUGUGAACCAAGGAAUGCAGGGGGCCUGAAUUUUAAAAAACUUAUAUUUUGGAACAAGGCAACCAUUAUGAAAUUGUUGUGGAAUAUACACAAUAAAAAUGAUAAGCUCUGGAUAAGAUGGUUGGAUAUAUACUUUCUGAAGGGUAACUCAAUUCUCUCAUGGCAAGUUCAACAUACUAGCUCUUGGAUGUUGAAUUCUAUUUUGAAGUGUCGCACAUACACCCAGAAUAAUGUGGCAUGGGAGAAAGCUGAAGCCUCGAAAGUAUUCAAUACUGCUGCCAUUUACAAUAGUCUUUGUGGAGAAAGUAUUAUGGUUCCUUGGAAGCAUUUGUUCUACCAAAACCGGGCAAGACCAAGGGCUAAAUUCAUUUUGUGGUUGGCUUUAUGGGGCAGGCUGGGAACAAAGGAUAGAUUGGAGAAAUUUGGGAUCAUUCACGAAAAAUAUUGCUGUUUCUGCUUGCAGUAUGAAACAUUAAAUCAUCUAUUCUUUGACUGUGCUUUUACAGGUUUCAUAUGGCACCGAAUGCUUGAUUGGAAUGGAUACACACGAUAUGGUUCUGAUUGGGAUACAGAGAAAAGAUGGCUCAUAGAGGAGUUAGCUAAAAAAGGAUGGCGUCGAGAAAUUCUACGAAUCAAUCUUGCUGAAACGGUAUAUCACAUUUGGCAGGCAAGGAAUGAGAUAAUCUUCAAGAACAACAGUCCAAACCUUGAUGUUACUAGGAAGAUAACCGAGAGUGUCAUAGGUAGAAUCAUGCUAGCUAAAAAGUUGAAAAUUCAUAUCAAUGCUAGUGGAGAUAGUAUAAUUUAA
Molecule: messenger RNA, 1671 nt
Organism: Vicia villosa (hairy vetch)
Lineage: Eukaryota; Viridiplantae; Streptophyta; Magnoliopsida; Fabales; Fabaceae
Exons: 1
Coding region: 1-1671 (556 amino acids)
Source: RefSeq, a predicted model, not a curated record